GGUUUUUUUUUAAUAUUUCAGGAUUGGGGAAACGUGUUAGCCCCGCGGAUCUCGGCCUCCAGCUGGGUUUGUUUACAUGCCAGAAGACGCCAUCGCAGAGUAGGCACUACUACAUUUGAAGACACACAAAAAUAUUCCUAAAGAAAACGAAACUAAUAGGAAUAAUAUAAAGAAAAGAAAGACGAAAGAAAAUAGAUCCAAGGGAUAUAAACUAGACAAUAGUCUAAAAUCCUAUAAAAGAAGAAAGACUCCGUCUCAGGGCUUUUAGAAAAUCAGUGACCUAAAGGAAAUAAGGCAAUUUGUGUAGAAAAAAAGAAAUUUAAUGUGAAAUAAGAUACUAUCAGUAGAACUUUUAUUAUCAAGUGUGAGGAAUACUAUCUAAGAAAAUCUCUACACAUUAUACUUUGUCCUAUUAGAGCUGUAGCCGUCACCUUCACACAGCUUCCCGAAUUCAGUGCAAUGGGAAUGUUUGACAGGCUAGCAUUUUUCCUCGGCCUUAAGAAACGUGAAGCCAGUGUAUUGGUCAUUGGCCUGGAUAACUCAGGCAAAUCAACCAUGCUGAACCAUUUCAAAACAGAAGACCAGAAGACAACAGAUAUCGUCCCUACGGUGGGGUUCAAUGUGGAAAAGUUCAAGACAAAAAAUGUGGGUUUCACAGCAUUUGAUAUGUCAGGUCAAGGACGCUACAGGAGUCUGUGGGAACAUUACUACCAUGACUGUCAAGGUGUCAUAUUUGUGGUGGAUUCCAGUGACAAGCUGCGGCUAGUUGUUGCCAAGGAUGAGCUCGACAUGUUGCUUCAGCAUGCAGAGAUCCGUCACCGUAGGAUACCAAUACUCUUCUUUGCCAACAAGAUGGACAUGCGAGAUGCUGUGAGUAGUGUGAAAGUCUCAGCAGCCUUGGGUCUAGAGCGCAUCUCUGACAAGCCCUGGCACAUUACUGCUUCAAAUGCCAUUACUGGAGAAGGCCUUCAUGAGGGUGUGGAAUGGUUGACAAAUCAAAUUAAGGAGAACUUUGGAAAUAAUAUGAACCGUUAGGCAAAGCAUGAGUUUUAUCUCUCUCUUUUUUUCUUUUGUGGAAAUUUAUCAAUUGCAAAAGGUUGAAGUUCUUUUGUAAUCUUUAUUUUGUUGUUUGCUGAGACUUCUUUGGUUGGUACACUAAAGUGAAGUAUCUCUUUGGUUUUGCUGGAUGAAAUGUUUGAGGAAAAGGCAUAACAUAAGGGAAAAUUUGCAGCCAGUAACUGUCCGUGAAAGGAAAGAGAUGAAAAGAAAGACGUAUAUUUUUAAAAACAAGUACAUACAUGCACUGGCAAUUAUUUCUUUCCCAAGUUGCCAAAAUGCAGAAUAAAUUAAUGAAUUAGUUUUUAAAAAAUCCAAAAUUCAGGUGUAUCACAUAUUAGGAUGGUCAUAUCAUUGUUUUCUUUGUACCUGUAAUCUUGUUAAUUGGUAUUUGAACUAUUUAAACUGAUUGCUUCAUUCCCAGGUAACUGUAGUGGCAUUUUGUACCAUUCAUUUAAAACAGAAUUGCCCUGUUGAGUGAAUAUAUUUCGGUUACAAUUUACAAAAUAAUUUAAGCCAUUCAUUUCAGGAUAACAUGUACAUAUAUGCCAUGACCACUGUGAUUUUAGUGUAUUCAUUUUGUUUACAUAUGAAUGGUUCCACAAAAGCUUAGUUACCAAGUAGUCAAGUACCGGUCCUACCUGUGAUUUACAGAAAAGCUGUUUUUAUGUUUUAUUUAUGAUACAUAUUUAAAUAACAUUAUGAUAAUCAUAA
Penaeus indicus is the source of this 1770-nucleotide messenger RNA. RefSeq names its product ADP-ribosylation factor-like protein 6 (gene Arl6). Gene Ontology annotation, molecular function: GTP binding; GTPase activity. Gene Ontology annotation, biological process: intracellular protein transport; vesicle-mediated transport; cilium assembly. Gene Ontology annotation, cellular component: cytoplasm; axoneme. Lineage: Eukaryota; Metazoa; Arthropoda; Malacostraca; Decapoda; Penaeidae. The record is from RefSeq and is a predicted model, not a curated record. Bases 460 to 1035 code for a protein of 191 amino acids. The transcript has 4 exons.